AUGAAGGUCCCCAUAGCCGCCCUCGCCGCCCUGCUCCUCGUGGCCACCUGCUCCCUGGCUGAGCCCCACUUCGACAUCGUUCCCAUCACCUGCUGCUUCAGCUACCUGCAGCACCCCAUCCCGCGCAGCCUCAUCGCCUCCGCCUACACCACCAGCAGCAGAUGCACCCAGCCGGCAGUGAUCCUGGUCACAAAGAAGAGGAGGAAGCUGUGCACAGACCCCCAGGCAGCCUGGGUGCAGGCACAUCUGGAGCACUUCCAGACGCUGGAGUACUGA
This is a messenger RNA of Phaethon lepturus (White-tailed tropicbird), 276 nucleotides long. RefSeq names its product C-C motif chemokine 3-like. The coding region runs from base 1 to 276 and encodes 91 amino acids. Gene Ontology annotation, cellular component: extracellular region. NCBI's taxonomy places the organism in Eukaryota, Metazoa, Chordata, Aves, Phaethontiformes, Phaethontidae. The transcript has 3 exons. The record is from RefSeq and is a predicted model, not a curated record. Gene Ontology annotation, biological process: positive regulation of GTPase activity; cellular response to tumor necrosis factor; positive regulation of ERK1 and ERK2 cascade. Gene Ontology annotation, molecular function: CCR chemokine receptor binding; chemokine activity.